Salvelinus sp. IW2-2015 is the source of this 1504-nucleotide messenger RNA. The record is from RefSeq and is a predicted model, not a curated record. Lineage: Eukaryota; Metazoa; Chordata; Actinopteri; Salmoniformes; Salmonidae.
UUAGCAUAGCUUUCAUCGGCUUUCAGAAGCCACAAACUGAAAGUAGGCACACUGGAUGUCCAAAAAAGACAACAUGAAAGGCUCUAACUUGGACUGAUUUUAAUCCUCUCUUCCCCUUUAGUUAAAAGCACUUUGAAAAGGGAAAAAGAUAAACAUGUUUUCGAUUGAUUUUCCUUCUGUACUGUUAGAUCUUCAAGGCUUCUAACCCUCUACCUCCUUUCCUCUAUGCGCUGUAGAUCUCCAAGCUGAACUUUAAAAUGAAAUGUUAUUGAUUCUCCUAUGUCAUGUCGAUCUCCAAGCAUUUUUAACCCUCCUUUUCUAUAGAGCUCGAUGCUGGACCAGGCCAAGCUGCUGCACAUUUACCUGUUUACCCCUCAGGGCUGCCAGGAUGUCACCAACGGUGUUAACCACCAGAUGGUGACCUCUGACCUAUGGAAGCCUCCCCCGGACCCCAGAAGGACKGUCUCCCUACCCCCAGUUUCCUCGACACCAUGGUCGCCAACAUGGUGGGUCAGCUUACCCUCGACAGCCCAGCCUGCAGCCCUAUCCCUGUCUCCACAAAGACCCCCAGCCCUCUGGAUGGUGCCGGGGACACGUCAAAAGUGCUCACCCCCACUUUGGUCACCUGCGCUUGGGGAGAGAAGCAGCUGGCGCUGYCCCUUCUCAUGGAGCUUCCCCAGGCAGGCCAGAACAUGGACGUUUACGUGUCUGUGGCCUGUCACCCGGGACACUUUGUGCUGCAGCCGUGGCAGGACCUGUACAAGCUAAUGGGAGCGAUGGUCCAUUACUACAACCAGAGGGAGGAGACGCCGGGGCCCGGAGAUGUACAGAAAGGCCAGGUAUACGCCGCCAAGGUGGACCAUAAGUGAGUGGACAGAUUAGGGCUUGGAGGCCUCCACAGUUUUUUGAUUUUAUACAAAUGAAAAAAGCCAGUCACACACUUGUGUCUGGAAUGAAGUCUGUUGACGUCAUUGUGUUUUUAGUCSUAGCUGAUUUAUGGGCUUUGUUUUGUUUUCACAUGGCUGAGGCAAUAUAACUGUUAGAGAAGAAGCCCCUGGUGGCCCAUGUGGAGCGUGGUGGAGGCGGAGCUUCCCUGGGACAGGAAGGCCCCAUUUCAGAGGAGAGACAUCUGGUUUCACAAMGUCAUGGCUGACUUYCCAGAGGAGCUGAGUACSGCCCCGUAGAACCGGACUGGACAGACAGAACGCAUAAGACUGUGGUAUCUGUUUCUUAUGCUGCACAGGUAGAACUCUGCCAGAGUCUAUCACAUAUGCUGAAAUGAUUUACAGCACUGCCUGCAGCAUAUAACUGUUGGUAUSCCUUUCACUUAUUCCACAGGUCACAAAGAUCUGCCAGUGUCACGGGUCAUUGGGGAGCCAUUGAUGUAGAACCGCAGUCUUAUCAGCUUAGCAGUGUCUGAAGCAUAGAACUGAUUUUUUUUCCUAUCAUAUGUGGGGGGGGGUGAAUUAUUAUCAUAUGUGGGGGGGUGAAUCUAUUUGCAGUU